Paramecium tetraurelia is the source of this 723-nucleotide messenger RNA. RefSeq lists its product as uncharacterized. NCBI's taxonomy places the organism in Eukaryota, Ciliophora, Oligohymenophorea, Peniculida, Parameciidae. Gene Ontology annotation, biological process: regulation of protein localization; cilium assembly. The record is from RefSeq and is a predicted model, not a curated record. The transcript is spliced from 5 exons. Gene Ontology annotation, cellular component: ciliary transition zone; ciliary membrane.
AUGGUAUCCACAUUCGAGGAAUAAUUAGACAUUGAAUAUGAGGGAUUUCAUUUUGUAAACGUCAUCACAUCAGAUGAUUUAGUGUACCAUUUCACAAAUCAAAAAUAUCAGAAGAUCGACAGUUCAGAAUAAUUGUUAUCAUAUUAAUACUUGACUUUGCAAGGAUCAAAAAUAUCAGCUUUGAUGGAUGACACAAAUGCGGACAAUGUUCCUGAAUAGCUUAAUUUUGAUUUCUAAUUAUUCACAGAUGCAGAUAAAAUCAAAUAGGUUACAAUCUUAUUGCCUCUCAGAUGUUACUUUGCAAGUUUACAUACAAUGGGGACGACCUAAAUUGAUAAGGAUUAUCAUAAUUGUAAAUAGCGGGUGAAGUUCAAUAUUUAUCAAUAAGAACCGUUGCCAUCAAGCAAUUUUGAUAUUGAAUAUUAUUCAGAAAUCAUAGUUGAUGACAAUCUUAGUAAUCAAUGGAUGAGUGAAAUGCUUUCAUAGAUUUAUACUAGAACAUACUCAAUUCGACCUCGGUUUAUCAGUAGAAAGAUUGGAGGGAAUUCUGAGAAGCAAUUGAGAGUUAGUAUAAAAUUGGACAACAUUAAAAUGCAAUUGAUUUAGAGAUGGGUGAGUUUACUAGCAAUAAUGAAAUUGGCAUGGCUGCAAUAUUUUUCGGUGUUCAUAAUAGAUUUGGAUAAAUUGGGAGAGAUUGACACUUGCAAAGUGGAAUAAUUAUGA